ACUACCGGGAGGAGGAUCAAAUCAAUGGCGGUGACGUUACCGGCGUCGAUGGUUUCGUUGUACGUCGGGGAUUUGCAUCCCGAUACCACCGACGGGACGCUCUUCGAUUCUUUCAAUGCGUUCAAAGGAAUUUCAUCUGUCCGUGUUUGUAGAGAUUCAUCAACGGGAAGAUCUCUUUGUUACGGCUAUGUUAACUUCAGUUCUCUUGAGGAUGCACACUAUGCAAUGGAGAAGAUGAAUCACAGUUUGAUUCAUGGGAAAAUGAUAAGGGUGGCAUGGUGUCUUCGAGAUCCUGAUACACGAAAGAGUGGAGUUGGAAACGUGUUUGUCAAGAAUCUAAGUGAAUCAAUUGAUAGUGUGGGGUUGCAAGAGUUGUUUCAGAGGUUUGGAAAUGUAAUAUCCUGCAAAGUUGCAACUUUGGAGGAUGGGAAAAGCAAAGGUUAUGGAUUUGUUCAAUUUGAAUCUGAAGAAUCUGCAACUGCUGCAAUCGAGAAGCUUGAUAACACCAUGAUUGGUGACAAGCAAGUAUUUGUUGGGAAAUUCAUGAAAAAGUGUGACAGGGUUUUGCCAAGUCCUGAUGUUAAAUAUACAAAUCUGUAUGUGAAGAACUUGGAUCCAGAUGUCACUGAAGAGAUUAUGCAGGAGAAAUUUUCUGAGUUUGGGAAAAUUGUCUCCCUGGCUGUAGCAAGGGAUAAAAAUGGUGCCUCGAGAGGUUUCGGCUUUGUGAACUUCGAAUGUCCUGAUGAUGCCAAGCGGGCAAUGGAGUCGAUGAAUGGAUCACAACUUGGUUCUAAGGUUCUAUAUGUAGCAAGGGCACAAAAGAAAGCGGAACGCGAGCAAAUAUUGCGUACUCGGUUCGAGGAACUACGGAAGGAGCAGAUCAUGAAAUAUAAAGCUUCAAAUGUUUAUGUGAAGAACAUUGAUGACAAUGUUACCGACGAUGAGCUGAGAGACCUUUUUAGUCCAUGCGGUACAAUUACUUCUGUGAAACUUAUGCGAGAUGACAAAGGAAUAAGCAAGGGGUUUGGAUUUGUCUGUUUCUCUGCUCCGGAGGAGGCCACUAAAGCUGUCGACAUGUUCCAUGGAUAUAUUUUCCAACGGAAGCCGCUGUAUGUUGCGAUUGCUCAAAGGAAGGAGGAUAGACAAGCACAAUUGCAACUUCAGCAUGCGCAGCGCAUGACCAGAUUAGCAGGGCCUUCAACGGCUAUUCUUCCCGGAGUAUAUCCUCAGCUUUACUACACUUCUCCGACCGGCAUUGUUUCACAAGUAACUCCGCGGCCAGGGAUGAUGAUGUAUCAACCUUUAAGUUUUUGGCCAGGAUGGAGGGGUAAUGGCUUUGCAUUACCAGGCAGACCAGUCUUUCAACCAUCACUGCCCAUGUUUCCUACUGCUCCAAGACAAAUCGGGGCAAACCGGGUUUGGAUGAACGGUCCUGCUCUUUUGCAUGGUGGUUCUCACCCCUUCACAUACGCGCCUCAACCGCAAGAACAGCUGAUGCAGACAGUGAACUCUUCGGAAGAUCAAAGUAACCAACAGUGGACUGGGCAAGCUAAAUAUGUACCGAACGGUCGAGCUCGAGAGUUGAACAAAGGCUCUGAUGCGGCACCGGGUGGUUCGAACUCUGUUUCAGCUUUGACACAAGGGAGUGAGAUGCUGAGUAGCAUGCUUUCUGCGGCUUCACCCGAGCAGCAAAAAGCAAUACUCGGUGAACGACUUUAUCCCCUUGUUCUCAAGCGCCAGCCUGAUCUGGUGCAAAAGAUAACCGGAAUGCUUCUAGAGAUGGACAACUCUGAACUGCUUCUUCUCCUAGAAUCCCCAGAAUCGCUGGCGGCCAGAGUGGAGGAAGCCAUGGAGGUUAUCAAGCUCUCAAAUGCUAAAAUGUCCGGCCAAGAUGCCCGUCUUCCCAACUUCCUUUCUACUGGAGUUGCUGUCAACUGA
This is a messenger RNA of Hibiscus syriacus, 1938 nucleotides long. RefSeq names its product polyadenylate-binding protein 7-like. The transcript has 10 exons. The coding region runs from base 25 to 1938 and encodes 637 amino acids. NCBI's taxonomy places the organism in Eukaryota, Viridiplantae, Streptophyta, Magnoliopsida, Malvales, Malvaceae. Gene Ontology annotation, molecular function: RNA binding. Gene Ontology annotation, cellular component: ribonucleoprotein complex. The record is from RefSeq and is a predicted model, not a curated record.